CUCCCCCAGGCUCAUAUUUCCUCUGCAUGCGGACACAAGACUGCUCUCUGGAAACUGUCAGCGACCCGCAGAAGAGUGAAGUUCAGGAGCUCUGUCGACUUGGGCAAGGCAGACGGCCGACCUGUAGGGGACAGACUGCAGACAUGGACAGUGAAAACAUGAUGAAGGAAGUUCAAGACAGGCUGAAAAGUCACUUUCAAUGCAAGUUCACGUGGAUAAACGAGGGGACGUCUGACGGCCGCUCGCGACUCGACCACGUCUACACCCGGCUCUACAUCACUGAUCCGGCCUCGCAGUUCGACUUCAGAUCACACGAGAUACUCGACCACUUCAAAGUCUCAGACCAGACGGGGCAGACUACCAGGGGCUAUGAGCAGAUCGACUGCCAGGACAUUUUUACAACAGGAAGAAAGAGUUUCCAGCUCCCUGUGGGAGACGGACCUAUCCGCACAGUGAUGACGAAAGGCAUUGCCGGCAUUGGGAAGACAUUCGCUGUUCAGUUCUUCACUCUGAACUGGGCAGAAGGAAAAUUUAACCAGGACAUCGAUCUGAUUUUCCUGCUUCCCUUCAGAGAGCUGAACAUGCUGAAACAGGGAGAGUACAGUCUGAUGCAGCUUCUCCUGCACUUCUACCCUCAACUGAGCCCACUGGAAAACACCCCACAUCUCACCAGCAUGCACAUCCUGGUCAUCUUGGACGGUCUGGAUGAGAGCAGAUUCCCCCUAGACUUUGAUGGAGGUGGAAGAGUGAGUGACAUCGGCCAAAAAUCCACAGUCAGCGUGCUGCUGACCAGUCUCAUCAGGGGGGAUCUGCUGCCCAACGCACGGCUCUGGAUUACCUCCCGGCCGGCGGCGGUCCGCCAAGUUCCUGCUCGCUACAUCGACCAGAUGACAGAAGUCCAAGGCUUUACUGAUCAAGACAAAGAGAUUUACUUUAGAAAGAGAUUCAACGACUCUGCAGAAGUCCUGUCUUAUCUCAAACGUAUGGUCAGCUUCUACUUCAUGGGACACAUCCCCAUCUUUUGUUGGAUCCUUGCUGAGGUGUUGAAGAACGGAGAGGAGAGGAGCCGAAGCAUCAGAACAAUGACCGAGCUCUACAUUCACUAUUUACUCAUUCAAGUACGGACAUCCGAGCAGAAGUAUGGAGAGAAGGACUCAAAGGACGAGGCUAAACAUGGUCUGUCGAGGUCACAGAACGCCGACAUGGUUUUGAAUCUGUCCAGGCUGGCGUUCGAACAGCUACAGAAAGGAAAUAUUCUUUUCUACGACAAUGACCUCCAGGAGUGUGGCAUCAACGUCGAUGAAGCCUCUGUGUUUUUUGGGUUUUGCUCAGAAAUCCUGAAGCAGGAACGCGGCCUGUACCAACAGAAGAUGUUCAGCUUUGUGCAUUUAAGCUUCCAGGAGUUUCUGGCGGCUCUUCACGUGUUUCACUGCUGUGCCACCGAUCGCAGCACCCUGACACCUUUCCUCGGUGAGGACGUCACAAACUUGAGCUGGCUAGAGCUGCAGAAGAAGGUGAUGGAUAAAGCCCUUCAGAACGAGAAUGGGCAGUUCGACCUUUUUCUCUGUUUCUUCCUCGGAUUGUCACUGGAGUCCAAUCAGACGAUGCUGCAGGCAUUACUGCCAGAGACGAACAGCAGUACAGACACCUCAGAGGAAAUGAAGAUGUACCUGAGAAGCUUCCACACAGGAAACCUCUCAGCAGAGAAGUUAAUGAACCUGCUUCUUUGGAAGUUUGAGCUGAAAGAGGAGCGAUUUCAGGAGGAAGUCCUCAACUUCCUGAACGGAAACACUGCAUUACUCCCAGUCGACUGCGCUGUGCUGUCCACCGUUCUGCAGAUAUCUGGAGAGGUGAUUGAAGAACUAGACCUGACCAGCUGUCUUCUACCACAUGAGGGGCAUGAGAAGCUUCUGCUGAAUGUAAAGAAGGUUUUACUGAAACAACCACACAGCUUUUCUGUGAGACUGCCUUGCCUCUUCACCGCUCAGUCACACCUGCGAGACCUCAGUGUGGAGUGUUUUCCUUCUAGCUUCAUUGAAGACCAUCGCAAGCUCUUUGCUUCUCUGGAUAGUCCGGACUGUAAACUGGAGAGUCUGAGAUUGACUGGGUUCUUUCUGAAUUUUCUGUUUUGCCAUGCGCUGUUCUCCGUCCUUCAGUCCAAACAAUCCGCUCUGAGAGUUCUGGACCUGAAUAACUGCAGAUACAGUUAUCAGUGUGAAGCAGACAAUCCUAUGGCACACUCUGAGGACAAGCUUUCUGAAAAGCCCAAGACAAUGGAAAGCCGUGAGGACAUCGAUGACGAGUUAACCCUGCUCACUCUGAUUCCCACUGCCUUGAUCGGUCCAGUCUGUGAACUGGAGGAAUUCAGGAUGCCCGGCUGCUGCCUGAGAAGUAGAUGCUGUCAGGUGUUCGCCUCGGCUCUCUGCUCCAACUCCCAGCUGAAGGAGCUCGACCUGAGUCGAAACCCGCUGCAGGAUUUAGGAGCUCAGCUGCUCUCUGCUGGACUCGGAAGUUCAAAAUGUAAACUGCAGAUCCUCAGGUUGUCGAGUUGUGGGAUCACAGAGGAGGGCUGCACCUCUCUGGCCUCAGCUUUGAAAUCCAACCCUUCGCAUCUGAGAGAACUGGACCUGAGCUACAACUACCCAGGAGAGCUUGGGGUGAGGCUGCUCUCCGAGAGGCUGCAGAACCCCGAAUGCAGCCUGGAGAAACUCAAUGUGGACCAUAACGAAGAGCACUGGGUGAACACACAGCUUCUCGCUCAGUUCGCCUGUGAUCUGUCAGUGGACCCGAGCACGGUGCACAAAUCCCUCAUCCUGUCCGACUGCGGCAGGACGGUGAGCCGUACCAAGAAUCCUCCGAAGAUUAUCAGGACAAAGCCUCGGGUGCUGUGCAGGGAGGCUCUGACCGGGCGCUGCUACUGGGAGGUGGAGUGCAAUGGGUGGGCGAGUGCCGGCGUGACCUAUAAAAGUAUACCGAGGACGGGACCGUUGAAAUCGAGUAUUGAAAGGAGAGAUGACUUCUGGUUGGGCAUCACCACCUCAUCAGUAGGUUUCUACUUGGAACACCACAACAAGAGAACAUACAUACCAGCUUCUCAGGGGCACACCAAAAAGUUCGGGCUCAGAAACACGAGACUGGGACUGUUUCUGGACUGGCCAGCCGGCAUGCUGUCUUUCUAUCAGCUGUCAGGAGAAACCAAGACUCUCAUUCAUACCUUCCACACCACCUUCACGGAGCCCCUAUACCCAGAAUUCAUUGUGGGUUUUGGGACUGGGACCUUGACUCUGUGCAGUGUGGAGAAGCCGAACACGGACAAGGUUCAGACAAGUUUCACUCCAGAGGUGAAAAAAGAGAAGAUGGGAUUAUCCUACAGGUUCAGGUUCCCUGGUCCUGGUCUGUUCCACUGCUCGUUGACUGAUCUGGUGUUCAGUGUGACUCACGAGAGCGAAGCCACCUACGAGAUGAUGGUCUGGGAUGAGAUGCAGCUUCAGUCGGCUCAUAAGGUUCCAGGAGGAGCUCUGUUCAGCAUCACGUGUCCAGAGGAGUCCAUCAGACAGCUGCACCUCCCUCACUGCGAGCCUGAACCCGCGUUGCUCUCCGACUGCCUCUCUGUGGCUCACAUCACUGAUGAAGGCAUGAGCUUCAUCCAGCCUCUGGAGGUGACCGAAACCCACGUGGUGGUGGAUGUACCACACCUUUCAGCCCUCGGCAUCCUCUGGGACUUCUUCAAACGCUUUGUGGAUUUCGUAAUGAAACCGAUUCGCAGUCAAAUCCUGCUCUUCCAACCGAUGCAAAGACAGGGUUUCAUCCUGUGGGUGAUUCUGCUGCCCAGCAACGUGCCGCUGAGCGAGGUGAAAGCUCAGCUGGAGAACUGUGAGCACAUCCAGGCUCCGUCCUUCUGUCUGCUGCACCCAGGCCAGUAUUACAGCCUGUGCAGCGAGCCGCAGCCGCAGGACUUCAGCAUAACGCCUGCACGUGCAGAAUUCUUUGGAAACUACGGACCAAACUACCACCCAACAUUUGAAAUGUUCAUGAAGUCGGAGGCAGACAAAGUGACCCUGAUGCUGCGAGAUGCAGAGACAACCCAAGUGUGGGAGCACCAGCUCCACCUGCCUGCCAUACUUGUGUCGACCCCGGCAAGCAGAAACCAGCCACGGCUGGCGAGCAACAUCACAGCCCAGGAGAAGCUGUUUCAGGUCCGCUCCAGCUUCGUGGAUAAGGUGUCGGACCCGGUCCUGAACAAGCUGCUGGACGAGCUGCUGCACUGCGGCGUGCUGACCGACAGUGAGAACGAGGUGCUCAGAGCCAAACCCCGGGCGGACAAGGCGCGGGAACUCAUCGACACGGUGCGCAAGAAAGGAGUCGACGCCAGCACCGAGUUAAUCAAAGUCCUCAAAGCCAACGACCCGUAUUGCUGCCGAGAGCUCGGCCUGUGUUGAGAGCCGUCAGGAGCAGAACGACAGUAUCAUCAAUAAUAAUGUAUUAUUCUGUCAAUAUUCCAGUUAAUAAAGAGUUAUUGCCUGCAUAUAAACGUACUCAAUCUCGUUCAAAGCAUGGACGAGAAAUCUCGCGGCAUUGAGAUCUCGUCCCAUCCCUAAUAAUUCAUCAUCUCAAACUUACUUUGCCGGUGUGAUGCAAAAGUAUUUACCCUCGAAAAAACUGUAUCCCCUGCCACAGGAGUGUUUAUGCAUUCAGCAGGAUGGAGCUACAAUUCUGUGUUUAAAGAUCAUUUUAAGUUACUAUACAUGAAUAAAUGCUGUUG
Salarias fasciatus (jewelled blenny) is the source of this 4762-nucleotide messenger RNA. RefSeq names its product NACHT, LRR and PYD domains-containing protein 12-like. The record is from RefSeq and is a predicted model, not a curated record. Gene Ontology annotation, molecular function: protein binding. Bases 27 to 4439 code for a protein of 1470 amino acids. Lineage: Eukaryota; Metazoa; Chordata; Actinopteri; Blenniiformes; Blenniidae. The transcript is spliced from 14 exons. Gene Ontology annotation, biological process: regulation of apoptotic process.